AUGAAAGUCUACAACUUCGAGACUUACGCAAAGGUGAGUACUGUGAGUCCCGGUACUGGCAGUGAGAUGGGAGGAUCCACUAUCACCAUCGGCGGAGAAUGGUUUGACUCCACCACUCAGAAUGCGGUAGUCAAUGUUGGAGGGGAGGAGUGCAAUCGACCAGGUGACAUCACGGAUGAAGAGAUUGUCUGCUUGACGCCAGCGAAACCAGCCAACGACAGGGGCAUCUACCCAGGAAACCGCGGUGUGAAUAAGGACUACUGGACCUACGCUGACGCAGCGGCAAUGCCUGCGCUGACUAACCUUCCAACCGGUGACCCUGCAGAGUCUGAGUGGGGAGACAGCAUGAGCUGGGGAGCACGCGAAGGGAGCUUCAUUUCUCGGUCGAAGUUCUUCUUCAACCCACCCAACGACAACACCUACCAGUUCGUGCUGUUUGACUGUAGCAAACCGGCCGACGACUUUUUGCUACGCUUUGAAGAUGAGAGUGGGGAGGUGUCUGAGUGGACCUGUCCAGGCGAAGGCAGAGGCUAUUCACCGAGGAUCCCUCUAGUAGCUGAACACAGCUACUACAUGGAGGCAUGGUACCGCCGUGAUGCUUCGGCCGGGGGAGACAGUGAGUCAGACAAACGUGUAGCCUUUAAGAUGUUUGACACAGACUACGUGGGAGGGCAGAACAUCCAUGCCAGAAACGAGAGACAGAAGAUCAAAAUCGCAUCAACGGUCUUCCGGGAGACACAGGUUGUCAGCAGCUCGGGGUCAGGAUUCACCAUAACGCAUGGUGGAGUCACUACCGAAUCCAUUUCUGCCGGGGCUUCUGCCAGUGACGUCCAAGCGACCCUUCAGGCCAUCUAUCAGAACCAGUGCCCAGAGGAGGUGGCAAACCCUAUCGGAGCUAUCACAAAGUUUGCAACAGACUACGAGGGUCGCGGUGCCCCCUCUUGGUUUACCGGAACAGUUGUGAAAGCUGAUGAGACCGCGCCUUUCUGUGGUGGGAAGUCUCUGAUGAAUCCGACAACGGUGUACAACACAGACCCAGAGAACGAUUACUACCCAAUCAAAAUCUCCAUCGAAAAAACGGUCUGCUUUGCGUACAAAGGAUCGUUGGCGUCGAGGGUCUUCCUGCGCUAUGGGUCUGAAGGCGAGGAGGGAGAAAACUCGGAGUGGUUUGGUCCUAACGAUUACGAUGGCCUGGACUUCUCUGCAAAUGAAGAAUGGCAGUACACUUGCUUGGACUUGCAGGACAUGUUUGCCACUGCCCGCCCUGACGCAACCAAUGUCAUUGUCAAGGAGCUACGGUUUGAUUCAACAAGUGCAGACUCUGACUUCUUCAUCGACAACUUGUUCAUUGGAAAGGCUGAGCCAAUGGCACCUGGUGAUGUGGCAGAUGGAAUCCGCCAGGCAGCCAUGCCCAACGAUGUUGUCAUUGAUGAAGUCCAGGUGGAGACAGUGGCUGGAGGUUACUCUGUUUCCUUUGUUCCCUUCAACUGUGGCUACAACCUUCCUCUCAUGGAAUCUCAGGGUGGAGUGACACGGCAGCAGGCAGGCAGUCCUCCAGUCCAGGGCACUUUUGACAUCAGCUUUGAUGGCCAAACCUCUUCAGUGAAAGCCGAGGCCACAGAGGAGGAGAUGGCCAACAAGCUGAAGCUUGACCUUGGCAUUGAGGCCAAGGUGACCUUGGGAGGAGACUGCUCCGGGCAGAUUUGGGAAGUGGAAUGGAACAGAGCUGGAGGAAACCAGCCACAGAUGGAGUUGGAUGGGGGAAGUCUGACAGGAGAUGAGGUUGAGAUUGAAGUGAAGACCGUGGAUGACGGUGGCCUGUUCUUCUAUGAGAUCCCUGGGAGCAUGACGCGUACCGCCCAUGACACUCCACAGGUGGAAGUACUCAUCAACGGCAUUCCAUCCCGCUGUGAUGGUUCAGGCUGUGGGUUCAGCUGGGCAGCGGACAGGACCCCCACUGUAACGAGCAUCUCACCUGACCAAGGGACUGGAGGAACAGAGGUUACGAUCACAGGGACAGGUUUCAGUACAAACUGUGAUGACAACAGGGUUAGGAUUGGUCGUUCGGAGGAUACGGAGGAAGGCGUGAUGUGUACACCAACCACCUGUACUGAAACCUCCAUCACAUGUACAACUGGAAGUGCUGGCCAGGGAAGUCAGAGAGUGAAAGUGAAGGUGUUGCCCCACGGAGAUGACCCAGAUGCUAACCCCAACGGGAAGGCUUCCGGAGACGUUUCCUUCACCUACCUGGGCGGUAUUACCAGCAUCAGUCCAACUACCUGUGGGCUAGGUGGUGGUGUCGAACUGACUAUCACAGGAAAUGGCUUCGCAGAUGAUGACAUCCCCAAAGUUGGUGAAAACAAUUGUCCCGUUGUCUCCCGUUCCGACACUGAGAUCAAGUGCACGGUGCCAUCAGCGUCGACUGCAGGUUCCGUGGAUGUCACUGUCAGUGGGCCAAACGACGCUGUACUGACCAGUUCUGACCAACCGUCAUGAUUGGAUCGUCCGGUUGUGACGCACAGUCCGUUUCGUACAACGAGAUUUUCUGCACGACCCAGGCAGCGUCCGCCCUGACGAGGGACGUGGUGGUGACAACCUCUUCAGGCAGAGUAGGAUGUGAUGGCGAGUGUCAGUACAGUCACAGAGAUUCUGCAACUCCAAGAGUAGUAUCUGUCGACCCGUCUACUGCAUUUGGAGCCUCUACUGACUUCACCAUCAGUGGAGUCCUCUUCGGGACAGACGCGGAUGCUGUGACAGUGGAGAUUGGAGGCACACCUUGCCAGGUCACCGCGGUGACUGACGGCUCCAUUUCCUGUACGGCAGGGGCCCUUCUUGCAGGCAGUAACCCAGUGACCGUGGUCAACACACUUGGCAAAGCUGCAUCCUCCGCCAGUGUGGACAGCCCGGCACAGAUCGACAGUAUCUCACCAUCUUCUGGCAGCAUGGCAGGUGGUACCGUUGUCACAUUCUCCGGAAAUGGCUUUGGAGAGGACACCACAGUUACCAUGGGAGACGGGAGAGAGUGCACAAUUGAUGGAGAAAUCACCAGCACUGGAUUCUCAUGCAUUACUCCUGCAGCAACCGAAGAGGGAGACCACACCGUUCAGAUGUCUGUGCAGUCCAAUGGAGAGACGUACCCUUCUCAAUCCUUCAACUAUGCAGCAGCCAGCACGCCUGUUGUCUCUGGUAUCACCCCAUCUACGGGUAAAGGUGGGGACACGGUGACCAUCAUUGGGUCACUGUUUGAUGGUCCCUCGAGCUCAAGAAGAAGAAGAAGUAGUGGAAAUGUUGCAGUCUCUGUUGGUAGUGCUCCUUGCCCAGUGACUGCUCUUGGGGGUGGACAACUCCAGUGCACACUUGGGAACAGUGUGGCAGGGAGUGGCUACGCUGUGAGUGUGACGGUCGCAGGAAUGGGUCUAGCAACUUCAUCAGUCACCUUCAGCUAUGCGCUGUCAUUGGACAGUGUAUCUCCAACAACAGGUGGUUCUGCCCAACUUGAUUGCGAUGUUGAAGUUGAGGACAAUGGCGUCACCGCAACACUAUCUGAUGGGUUCACCUAUGACUCUAGCAUGACCCCUGUAAUCGACUCGGUCUCCCCUAGCCUGGGCGGCACCGCAGGAGGAACUACCAUCACAAUCGCUGGCAGUAACCUGGGAGGCAUUGAUAGUGUGGCCAUCGAUGGAAGUACCUGUGACAUCGAGGCAGGGGCGACUGAUACUCAGUUGACAUGUGUGACUGGAGCCCACCAGGGAAGUGUGGAGGCCAAAGUCACAGCAUCUGGUACAAAUGGAAUUGCCACGCAGGACAAUGCAGACUUCUACUACGUGGACAGGUGGUCAUCCGUGUACACCUGGGGCGGGGAACAGGCUGGCUUACCUGAGGCCGGAGACUUCAUCAUUGUUGGGGAGGGACAGACUCUCCUGCUGGACACCGAUACACCUGUACUGAAGAUGGUGCUUAUCGAUGGUAAGCAUGUGGCCCAUACCUGGACCCUGUUGGCUCAGACAGCAGAAGCUGGGUCUGACACUCUGGUCUUGGAACAGGCGGUGUCGUGGGAGGCUGGAGACCGCGUUGUCAUAGCAACCACCGGACAUCGCCACUCCCAGGGGGAGACGGAAGAGAGGGAAAUCCUGUCUGUCAGCAAUGAUGGACGCACAAUCAUGCUCACAGAGAGUCUAGAGUUUGAACACCUGGGUGAGAAGGUAACAGUCGGUGAUGACGGUCUAGAGCUGAGCUUCCAGGCAGAAGUUGGUCUCCUGAGCAGGACUGUCUUGGUGCAAGGCUCCUCAACUGCGUCGGGCUGGGAUGAAACAAUUGAAGCUUGUCCAGAGGGAUUUGACACUGGUAAAACUAUCGCGAGUUUGUGA
This is a messenger RNA of Branchiostoma floridae (Florida lancelet), 4367 nucleotides long. RefSeq names its product fibrocystin-L-like. Lineage: Eukaryota; Metazoa; Chordata; Leptocardii; Amphioxiformes; Branchiostomatidae. The record is from RefSeq and is a predicted model, not a curated record.